Exophiala aquamarina CBS 119918 is the source of this 2088-nucleotide messenger RNA. RefSeq lists its product as uncharacterized. Gene Ontology annotation, molecular function: flavin adenine dinucleotide binding; N,N-dimethylaniline monooxygenase activity; NADP binding. The transcript has 6 exons. The record is from RefSeq and is a predicted model, not a curated record. The coding region runs from base 1 to 2088 and encodes 695 amino acids. Lineage: Eukaryota; Fungi; Ascomycota; Eurotiomycetes; Chaetothyriales; Herpotrichiellaceae.
AUGACUAUGUUACACGAUGCUUCUGCCUCUUCCUCCCCAGCCGUCUCGAAUGAGCUGCACUCUUCCAAGAAGUCCGAUGGGGACAUUGUCAACCCGAACUCGGCAGGAGUGUUACUGUCACGGCCGACUGACUCGGAGCUAAUUGCCAAACGUAUCUCAGAAUCCGUUCAAGAAAGCCAGUAUUAUAAGAAUUACAAGUCUGACUACAAAAUUUCAACUUCGUUGUUGGCUGAUCCAUUAACAGCGAACCGGAAAAUCCGAAUCCUAAACGUCGGGGCAGGGCUAUUUAGCAUCAAUUUGGCAUACUAUUUCUCCACCCUUUGUGAAAACUUUGAUCUUACGCUGGUUGAAAAGAGUUCUAGAUUGGGGGGUGUUUGGAAUCACAACCAAUACCCUGGCAUUGCUUGCGAUAUCCCCUCACAUGUCUACCAGUACAGCUGGGCACCAAAUCCAGAAUGGCCCAGAUUUUUAAGCUCGGGCGAACAUAUUCGAGCAUACCUCGAGAAAGUAUGUGACACAUUUGACUUGAAGAAAUACAUGCGAUUCAACACAGAAGUCAUCAAGGCUGAGUGGAUCCCAGACGGCUUCUGGCGCGUCACCAUGCACGAGCGUCAGAGGGACGGGAAUUGUAUCGAGUUCACCCAAGAAGCCGAGAUUUUGGUUAACAAUUCUGGUACUCAACACAAGUAUCAGUGGCCCAAUGUGGAGGGAUUAGAACGCUUUUCAGGAAAGCUCCUGCAUACGGCAAUGUGGGAUUCCGCCGUAGUACCAGCAGCUUGCAAGGGCAAGACCGUGGCGGUCAUCGGCAGUGGCGCAUCGGCAGUGCAAGUUGUUCCACAGUUGCAGUCUCAUGCGGAAGAAAUCUUGGUCUUCUCUCGGACACCUAUUUGGUUUGCUCCCGGAUUGGCAGGCGACGGGUUUAGUCCAGAAUAUUCCCCAGAACAACGCGACCAGUUCAAGAGAGACCCGGCGAAGCUCGUCAAUCACGCCAAAGAAAUCGAACGAAAGCUCAACAGCCUCUUUCCUGCCCUUUUCCAUGGGAGUGAUGCUCAGAAGAAGGCUAUCGCAUUUUUCCAUGACCAAAUGAAAAAAAAGAUCCACGAUCCCGAGCUUCUAAAAGGUAGUAUCCGGCUUCACACUCAGCGAUCUGUACUUGCAUGUUCUAACUGCAGAUCGAUAGGAUUCACCCCGGACUUCGCUCCAGGAUGUCGACGAAUCACUCCUGCCGAUUAUUUUAUCCAUGCUGUUCAGCAACCCAAUGCCAAAGUCAUCUUCAAGUCAGUCAAUAGUCUAACUCAGAACGGCAUCCUCGACGAGGAUGGGGCGGAGCGAAAUGCUGAUAUUAUUGUUUGCGCCACGGGUACGCUCUUCGACACCUUUCUUCUUCCGAAAUCAAUGAUCAUGACCGCUGGGCUGACCAUAACUCAAGGCUUCAACGUUGACUUUAUACCUCCGUUCGAGGUGUACGGAAGGGACCGUGUGAGUUUGGCGGACAUUUUUGCUGAAAAACAAGACAACUACAUGGGAAUUGCUGUGCCUGGCUUCCCUAACAUGUUCUGCGGCAGCGGGCCAUACUGGACAACAGCCAAUGGGUCUUUGGAGGACCCAAUGAACACAUCUUCCAGGUAUAUAGUGCAAGUCGCGAAGAAGCUCCAGAUGGAGCACAAUAUUGUGGGUAUAGAUCCCACGGACGAAGCUCUGGCAGACUGGGUCGAGCAUGCCCAGGCCUGGGUCAAGGGCAUGGUCUGGUCAGGAGAUUGCAAGUCGUGGUACAAAAUCUACAAGGGACCGUAUGCUGGGAGGACGAACGCCUUGUGGCCGGGUAUCACGCUACACAUGGUCAAGGCCUUGAAGACCCCAAGGUGGGAAGAUUACAGGAUUGACCGGAAGCUGUCCUCACCGUCUCAUGCGAAUCGAUUCCAAUAUCUCGGGCACGGAAUGGUUCAAGAGGUUAUUGACUCGCGUCUGGACGAUACUCCUCACUUCUCCCUGUCGGAGAUUGACCCAAGAUGGGCGAAGGCGACAGGAAUGACUUGGGUCCCGGGAAUGCGUCCAUUUUCCGAGGAGCAAGCCAACAGUGUGCAUUAG